Molecule: messenger RNA, 1014 nt
Organism: Cucumis sativus (cucumber)
Lineage: Eukaryota; Viridiplantae; Streptophyta; Magnoliopsida; Cucurbitales; Cucurbitaceae
Product: superoxide dismutase [Cu-Zn], chloroplastic
Exons: 8
Coding region: 85-756 (223 amino acids)
Biological process (GO): removal of superoxide radicals
Molecular function (GO): superoxide dismutase activity; copper ion binding
Source: RefSeq, a predicted model, not a curated record
GUAAAGUGGCGCACUCAUAUCUACUGGUAGCCUCCAUUUUCAAUCUCUCAUUAUCCCAUUAUCAUCGACAGUACCCCAUAGCUAAUGCAAGCAGUUCUUGCAGCUAUGGCCGCACAAUCACUUCUAUCUGUUUCCCUUUCCAACUACGUCGCAUUGCCCCCAUUCUCCAAUUCUUCAUCUUCAUCUUCUCUUUCUCUCACCUCCUCUUUCCAUGGCGCCUCUCUCAAACUCCCUCGCCACUCCCUCUCCCUCGCUGCCUCCGUUGCCCCAAAACCCCUUGCUAUCGUCGCUGCCACCAAAAAAGCUGUCGCUGUCCUCAAGGGAACUUCCGCCGUUGAAGGCGUUGUCACGCUCACCCAAGAGGACGAUGGUCCAACAUCUGUCAAUGUGCGUAUUACCGGGCUCACCCCAGGUCUUCAUGGAUUCCAUCUUCAUGAAUUUGGAGACACAACAAAUGGAUGCAUUUCUACAGGAGCACAUUUCAAUCCUAACAAGUUAACGCAUGGUGCUCCCGAGGACGAAAUCCGACAUGCGGGUGACCUGGGAAACAUAACUGCCAAUGCUGAUGGAGUAGCAGAGGCAAUCAUUGUAGAUAACCAGAUUCCUCUUAGCGGCCCCUAUUCUGUAGUUGGAAGAGCCUUUGUGGUACAUGAGCUUGAGGAUGAUCUAGGAAAAGGAGGUCAUGAACUCAGUUUAACCACUGGCAAUGCGGGUGGAAGAUUGGCAUGUGGUGUUGUCGGUCUUACUCCUGUGUGAUGGUGACAAACAAACUGUGUAGCCUAUGAGGUCGGUACGAGGUAUAUGGAAGCACUAUUAUAUUGUCAACCACUUUUCCACAGUCUCGAGUUUCUUUUCUUUUGUUCAGCAUAUAAAUUGUAGUCUUGGGAAGACAGUUUCUUCACAUACUCAUUGAUACCUGUUACUGUGCUUUCCAUUAGCUGAAUAAAAUUGACCUGCUGCUUGAGCUAAUGUGUUUGAAUAAAGAUUUGUUAACUUCAGAGACUUUUGAAGAGA